UGGAUUGGUAAGUACAUGAAACUUGGAUUUUAUCUUUUAUCUAGUUGAAAUUUAGGUAUUGAAACUUAAAAUUUUGUCUUCGAUACAGUGAAGUCUUCAGUUUACUUAUAAGUUAAGAUUUAGUGGGUCAGGGUCCAACAUUUAUAUUUGUUUCCAAUAGUAUGACGGAACUCAUUAUGAAAGCUUUAAUUCUUUUUUAAUUAUAUUUUGUACUUUCAUGAAUUACAGUGCCCAAUUUAAUUAAUCUAUACGAAAAGAAGUUGAAACAGACUGAAGCUGUUACAUUUCUGAAAUGUGUAUUUAAGCACAUGCCAUAUUUAAGCAAGGAACAACUUGAUAAAAUUGGUUGGGAUGAAGCUAUAUACGAUGCUAUAAAGAAUGGAAUAGUGGAGUUCGUGGCUGAAGCGAUUGAAUCGAAGCCUGAUAUAAUAUGGAGGAAAGAUAAAAACGGAAGAGCAAUCAUUGCACAUGCAAUUAUUCAACGCCAAGAAAUGAUUUUUAGCCAUGUCUACGAUUAUUUAGGUGAAAAUACCCGUAUAGCAGUUACUGGAUAUGAUAAGUUUGCCAAUACUUUCCCCCAUUUAGCUGCAAAGUUAGGCCCUCAGUCUCAACUUGAUCGAAUCUCUGGUGCUGCCCUCCAGAUGCAAAGAGAACUAGAAUGGUUUGAGGAGGUAAGCAGGAUUGCACCUCCAAAACACAUGGAAGAAAAGAACGAAAACAACAAAACACCGAGCGAGUUGUUCACUGAGGAACAUGCAGAAUUAGAGAGAGAAGGAGAGAGAUGGAUGAAGAACACUGCAGCUUCAUCCAUGGUUGUGGCAACCCUUAUUGCUGCAGUCAUGUUCGCAUCCGCUUUCACAGUUCCAGGUGGCAACGAUCAGCAAGAUGGAACCCCAAUCCUGUUGAACCACAAGGCAUUCUUGAUCUUCGUCAUUUCAAAUGCGUUAUCGUUGUUUUCUUCAUCAACUUCUUUGCUACUGUUUUUGGGAAUUCUCACUUCUCGCUAUGCAGAAAAAGAUUUUCACAAAUCCUUGCCUAGAAAACUUAUAGCUGGGCUUUUCACUCUCUUCCUUUCGAUUGUGACGAUGAUGGCAUGUUUUGGUGCUGCUAUUUCUUUACUUCUUGAAAAACGAUUGAAGUGGGUUGGCAUUCCGGUUAUUAUUCUUUCUUUGAUUCCGAUCUCUCUCUAUGCUUCAUUUCAAUUUCCUCUUCUUAUUGAGAUACUGAUUUACACCUGUGGAGGUGGGGUAUUUAAGCACAAAAAGGUGACAAGUAAUAAGAAGAGAUUUUGAAAUAAUAGGGUUUUUUUUUUUUCUCGUGCUUUUUUGUUACGUUGUUUAUAUAAGAUGUCAUAGAAAAGAACAAAUUAAUGGAUCUUUUUAAGAUUUCCAGAAA
This is a messenger RNA of Mangifera indica (mango), 1395 nucleotides long. Its product is annotated as ankyrin repeat-containing protein NPR4-like. The transcript is spliced from 2 exons. The coding region runs from base 309 to 1292 and encodes 327 amino acids. The record is from RefSeq and is a predicted model, not a curated record. Lineage: Eukaryota; Viridiplantae; Streptophyta; Magnoliopsida; Sapindales; Anacardiaceae.